UUUAAAAGUAUCUCCGUAAGCUCUAGUUUUAACUGACACAUCACUGCUCGCUAUUUUCCUUUCUUCUUCUUCUCCCUAUAUUACUGUUCCGGAUUUAUAGGUCUUAAAACGAUGCCGGGUCUCGAAUCAGAGACUUCGACCUUCCAUGUAUUCAACCAGGAUCUCCAAACGCAACUGCAAACGUAUCCACAGGAAACAGCAGUAGAGGAGCACCCACCAGUAGGCAGACAAAACUCGAUCAUGUCACUGACUCUUGACGAGAUUCAGAUGAAAAGCGGCAAGAGCUUUGGAGCAAUGAAUAUGGACGAGCUCCUCGCGAACAUGUGGAUGACUGUCGAGGAAAACAACGGCGGGGGAGCUGGCGCCCAACAGGAUGGGGAGAAACCGACCAUAGUGCCACGUCAAGGUUCGUUGUCAGUCCCCGUACCUUUGUGCAAGAAAACCGUCGAGGAAGUUUGGUUUGAGAUACAAAACGGCGUACAACAACCACCACCGUCGUCAAUUGCCGGUCAAAACCCCGACGAAGAUAAUCGCCGGCAACAAACCCUUGGUGAGAUCACGCUUGAGGAUUUUCUUGUUAAGGCUGGGGUUGUUCAAGAACCAUUAAAAACAACGAUGAAGAUGUCGAGUUCUGAUUUCGGUUAUAAUCCGGAGUUCGGAGUCGGUUUACAUUGUCAAACCCAAAACAAUUAUGGUGAUAACCGGACAGGUUACAAUGAAAAUCGGCCAUUUUACUCGGGUAUGGGAGAAUCCUCAAGCUGUAUGACCGGAAAGGAGAGGAGUGAUCAGUACUUAACCGGUUUAAAUGCUUUUCGGAUCCAGAAACGAAUAAUUGACGGUCCACCCGAGAUAUUGAUGGAGCGGAGACAGCGACGGAUGAUUAAAAACCGCGAAUCUGCGGCACGGUCUCGAGCCCGGAGACAAGCGUAUACUGUGGAGUUGGAGUUGGAAUUGAACCAACUCACGGAAGAAAAUCUGAAGCUGAAGAAAAUUGUGGAAGAGAAUGAAAAGAAAAGAAGGCAAGAGGUGAUGAACAGAAGCAUCCAAAUUACCAAAGAGAAGAAUGGAGACAAAUUAAGGAGGAUUCGAAGGAUGGCUAGUGCUGGGUGGUAGAUUAGAGUUUGUGUAAUAUGUUUAUCUAUAAGAUCAUUUCCAUCUAUAAAUAUUUUUACAUAUAAUAUAUAUA
Messenger RNA from Brassica oleracea var. oleracea, 1186 nucleotides. Its product is annotated as ABSCISIC ACID-INSENSITIVE 5-like protein 1. The transcript is spliced from 5 exons. The coding region runs from base 112 to 1113 and encodes 333 amino acids. NCBI's taxonomy places the organism in Eukaryota, Viridiplantae, Streptophyta, Magnoliopsida, Brassicales, Brassicaceae. Gene Ontology annotation, molecular function: DNA-binding transcription factor activity. Gene Ontology annotation, cellular component: nucleus. The record is from RefSeq and is a predicted model, not a curated record. Gene Ontology annotation, biological process: positive regulation of DNA-templated transcription.